CGUGCAAUGCCUGAGGGGUCUGCUGACUCGUCAAAUGACGUUGCCAUGGGUGAAGAGUCGCCCCGCCUCUCCACUGCCUCCAUCAGCAGCAAUGAGCGUGCUCCAUCCGCCACGCCGUCCGACACCUCCGACCGCCCCGUGAGCCUGGUCUCCACCCUGUCCUCAGGGUCCGGAUCCUCCAGAGACGACCACCCUACCCCACCUCCAUCCCGAUCCUCCGACCCGGACAUCGCCCUCCACCUGAGCCCCCAGGAAGGUGCUGCGGAGGACCAGCAGCCCUGGACACGCCCACAGCAACCUGACAGGAAGGGGCGGAGCGUCAAGGAGUCGACGCCAAACCGAGGUGCAAGUCGUCGACAGACUGGUCCAUUUGGAACCAAAAUCAUGGCGCCGAACCCACAGCUGACCUACCUGGACCGGGUUGUCAUGGAGAUAAUUGAGACCGAAAGGAUGUAUGUCAGAGACCUGCGCAUGAUUGUAGAGGACUAUCUGGCCCACAUCAUUGACCAGGGUGACCUGUCCAUCCGACCGGAGCAGGUCUGCGCUCUGUUCGGGAACAUCGAGGACAUCUACGAGUUCAACAGCGAGCUGCUCCAGACUCUGGAUCUGUGCGACAACGACCCGGUUGCCGUUGCCAGGUGUUUUGUCAUGAAGAGCGAGUACUUUGAAAUCUACACUCAGUACUGCACCAACUACCCAAAUUCGGUUGCUGCAUUGACCGAGUGCAUGAGGAAUAAAUCUCUGGCGAAGUUUUUUCGGGAUCGUCAGGCGUCGCUGAAGCGUUCGCUGCCUCUUGGUUCAUACCUGCUCAAACCCGUUCAGAGGAUCCUCAAAUACCACCUGCUGCUACAGGAGAUCGCAAAGCACUUUGACCCGGAGGAGGAGGGUUAUGAGGUGGUGGAGGAGGCCAUCUACACCAUGACAGGAGUGGCCUGGUACAUCAACGACAUGAAGAGGAAACAUGAACACGCCGUCAGACUGCAGGAGGUCCAGUCUCUGCUGCUGCACUGGAAAGGUCCGGACCUCACCACGUACGGGGAGCUGGUUCUGGAGGGAACGUUCAAGGUCCACCGGGCCAAAAACGAAAGGACGCUGUUCCUGUUCGAGCGCAUGCUGCUGAUCACCAAACGCAGAGGAGAGCACUACGUUUACAAGGCGCACAUCUCUUGCUCCACCCUGAUGUUGAUUGAAAGUGCCAAAGACUCUCUGAGCUUCAGUGUCACCCACUACAAACACCCCAAACAGCCUCAUACAGUCCAGGCGAAGACGGUGGAGGAGAAGAAGCUGUGGGCUCAUCACAUCAAACGCAUCAUUCUGGAAAACCACCAUGCCAUCAUCCCACAGAAGGCCAAAGAGGCCAUUUUAGAGAUGGAUUCAAUAUACCCUCCCAGGUAUCGAUACAGUCCUGAACGGCUAAAAAAAGCUCUGUCCACUCAGUCUGAUGAGUUUCCCCGCGAUGGUCGUCAGGGGCGACGGCAGUCAGAACCAACCAAGCAGAUCCUGAAGAACACCAAAGUCGUGCUAAAGGAGGACGACAGUGGCAGUGUCUCAAAUGGCUGUAACCAGGAUGACAAGCAACUUCCUGAAGGGGAGGAGCCAAAAGUCCAUGAACCAACAUGUGACCAGCCUUCCACAGAUCAACUUUCACAAGAGAAGACGUCUGAACCACUAGAAAAACCUGAACCAGAACCUUCCUCAGAACCAGACAGUUUGCCUGUAACGCCUCCCAGGGUCUCACAGUCUCCUCCUGAGUUGGAACAGAAAGCUGAAGGGGAUUCAGAGCCUCCAGGGGAGCCGUCCUCUGCAACUCCUGAUUCAGAUUCAAAGACUCUGAGCAGCGGGGAAUCCUCCGAUGAUGAUGACGACAAGGAGGAGGCGGAGACCGAGGCUGAAAACGCCAGUAUCCUUCCAUCUUCAGUCCUGGACAAAGCCAGUGCCAUCGCUCAGCACUUCACCAACAGCAUCAAACGAGGCAGUCUGGCCCAGGAUGAUGCCCGCUCGCCGGGCUGUACUUCACCGCGGUUACCAAGCAGGACUGGCAGCACCCUGAGCCUCAGCGCUGACCCUCCCGACCGGACGUCAAGACUCAACAGCAUCUGCUCUGACCCCAUUGAGAGCUUUGGAUCCACAGACCUGACCCUGCUGUCUCCGAGGGACGAAGGUCUUUUUGAUGCCGACCGAGGCAUUCGACGGAGACGAGACUCCACGCUCUCAAAGCAAGACCAGCUGCUCAUUGGCAAAAUCAAGAGUUACUAUGAAUCCGCUGGGAGCCAGGACGCUACCUUCAGCCUCCAGCGAAGGGAGAGCCUGACCUACAUCCCAACCGGGCUGGUGAGGAGUUCCGUCAGCCGCUUGAACAGCAUCCCCAAAGACGAAACCGUCCCAAACAACGCCCCCUCAUCCACCAAUCCCAGUCUGGAUUCCUGCUCAGAUACCAGGAGUCACAUGGUCUACAGCACUUCUCAGGACUCUUUAAAAUCUCAACAAAGCAUCACAGAACCAGAAGAUUCAGGUCCAGGAGGUGAUCAGUCCAGAUCUGAGAAUCUAGCAGAGGAUGAUGAGUUCAGACCUUCUUCUGAAAUGAUCAAGAUCUGGCAGACAAUGGAACGAGAGAUGACCCAACCACAAAGUGAAGACAGAGGUCGUGAACAGCCUCGUGAAGCUUCAAGUCUCACCAGAACAAUUGGCGUCGAUUGUAAAACUCCAGACAAUGGCAGUGUGUUCGAUCUCAGCGACAUCACAGAGGAAUCGCCCACUCCUUCACCCCCAAAGCCCAAAUCCUCCAGCGUGAAUCGGACAGGAAGCCUGAAGGAUGCUCUAAAAGCGUUCGGACAGGAGUCCGUUCUCAGGGCGCCACUUCCUCGGGUCGCUCAGCUGAAGGCGGAGGCAGAGGGACAAAGACCCGUAGAGGACUCAGAGCAAGGGGAUGAAGUCGACAAGGCCAAGAGCAAAGUCCUCCAUCUGGCCCGUCAGUACAGCCAACGGAUCAAAACCACCAAACCUGUGGUCCGGCAGCGGAGUCAGGGCAUCCUGGUCCGGAAGAAGAGCCUGCCCUGUGUAGUGGAGGAGAAGGACAGUUCAGGUAAACCCAGUCUGACUCUGCCUCCUCAUCGCGCAACGGCCUCUCUGCCUCCGAAUCCUGUAGACCAGGUUUCAUCAAGGGGCCCCGGGCCGGUCCCCCCGAGCCACAAUCGUCCCCGUAGCCCCCUCAUCCCUGCCUCCACUGAGGGCUUCCACUGGCCCGACGUUCAGGAACUCCGCUCCAAAUACAGUGCAGGAGGUCAGAAGGGCGGGGUCGGCCGGAAUCGCUCCAACCUGGAGCAGGCAUUAGAUGGCGGGUUGAGACGACGUUCCAGCUGCUCAUCCAGCCUCGUCCUCAGUGAUGGAGGAGCUGCCAAGAGUCCAUCACUGAGUCCUGACAUCAGCUGUGAGGAGCGCAGGAAAAGACUACACAGAGCCAAUUCUCUAGACCCUUGGCUGAAGAGCCCACUCGGAGACCUGCAGAAGCUCCGGCAGGACUCUAGCGUCAGCUACGAGGGUUACUAUGUUGCAGGUGAGGCACCUACCAACGACACCGAACACAAGAUCAUCAUCAUGGAGAGAAAACCGUCUGACAGAGAAGAGGAAGACGACAGCUAUGUUCAGAUCCGGUCACCAACCAGCAGGGAAAAGAUCUCCAUCAUGGCCGUCAUUGACCGCUGCCGGGCCUAUCAGGAGUCAGACGAGUAUAAACAGGGAGGAGCCAAAAAACAAAACAGAGCCCAUGAGGCCGCAGGAACCUGAGGUCGGCGAGUCCCAGAGCAUGAACGUAAACCCUGGACAGAAGAAUGACGGCGGUCAGCAGAGCAUCGUGAAGAACCUGAGGGAGAAGUUUCAAAGCCUCGGCUGAACAAACAACAACAGGAUUUCAGUAAAACCAGACACUGGGAGUCAGUGCUGUGGAUCAGUAAAUGUGUCGGGUCAUUAAACC
Molecule: messenger RNA, 3970 nt
Organism: Sphaeramia orbicularis (orbiculate cardinalfish)
Lineage: Eukaryota; Metazoa; Chordata; Actinopteri; Kurtiformes; Apogonidae
Product: pleckstrin homology domain-containing family G member 3-like
Biological process (GO): regulation of establishment of cell polarity
Molecular function (GO): guanyl-nucleotide exchange factor activity; small GTPase binding
Source: RefSeq, a predicted model, not a curated record